Branchiostoma floridae (Florida lancelet) is the source of this 2855-nucleotide messenger RNA. RefSeq names its product toll-like receptor 13. Gene Ontology annotation, molecular function: protein binding; transmembrane signaling receptor activity. The record is from RefSeq and is a predicted model, not a curated record. Gene Ontology annotation, biological process: inflammatory response; immune response; toll-like receptor signaling pathway. Lineage: Eukaryota; Metazoa; Chordata; Leptocardii; Amphioxiformes; Branchiostomatidae. The transcript has a single exon. Bases 159 to 2789 code for a protein of 876 amino acids. Gene Ontology annotation, cellular component: membrane.
CUCAUGUGACAGCAGCAUAGUCAAAUACAGUACACUUGGGAUUGUAUAAAUUCAUGUACAGGACUUUGUCAGUGUGACGGCAAAACCAGCAGAUUACAAUCUGUUGUUUGACAAGAGAUAUUCCUUGGACAACCUGAAGUGGGAAAAGAACCAGCAACAUGUCAAGACCGUGGCUCUUAGUUUGUUUCCUGUUGGGCCACUUUGCCGGGAUGAACAGAGUCUCUGCAAUCAGAAACGACGCCUUCCCGUGUUGGAGUUUGAACGCAACCUUUGUGGACUGUAGUUUCCUGAAUCUGGACUAUGUUCCUCUGAUGCCAUCGAGAACAACGGCGGUGGAAUUAAGCCACAACAGGAUUCCCAAACUAGCGAACAACUCGUUCCACGGGCUGGACAACCUCCUGCAACUCCAACUUUCCAACAAUGCCAUAACCUCCAUGGAAAAAGAGGCGUUUGCAAACCUACAACAACUGGAGGAACUGAACCUUAGCGAUAAUCCGCUUGUUCACAUCCACCCAGACGCUUUCCUUCCUCUCAGGUCCCUAACGAAGCUGGAUCUAUCCGAAGUAAGACUGACAGCGAUUCCGGAAGCACUAAGAAUGCUCUAUAACCUGCAGGAUGUCAACCUUGCAACAAACGCCAUCACAUCAGCCAAUCUUGACACAUUCAGAGGUAUGUCGAACAUACAAACGAUAAGCAUUCUUGGCAACUUCGUAGGAAACAUUUCAGCAAAUGACUUCAAGGUACUUACAAACAGUUCUCUGCGUGCGCUGUCUCUUUCCGCAACUGUAGACAGUUUGUCACACAUACAGAAAGGCGCACUGACCACUUUACGGAAUGUACAGCAACUGGAUUUUACGGACAUUAAAGUCAGAGGAAUGUCGGAGUUUUUGGACUAUACCUGUGAGUUGACUUUUGGCACAGUCAAGUUUCUGCGCUUGGUCUAUAUGAGACUGUACAUUUAUCGCAGUGGUUUCUUUGAUUGUCUCCCACGUACAAUCGAGACAUUGAAUCUAGAUCUUAACAUCAUCGAAAAUUUGCCCAGAAAUCUGUUUGUGAGACUUACGAAUUUGCAGGUACUCAGGAUGUCUCAAUGUUGGAUGUCUAGCAUUGAGAUUGGUGCUUUUAGUGGCUUAGAAAAUCUAAAAGAACUGCACCUGAGUGGGAACAAGUUAACAGCAUUAGACCCAAAUGUAUUUAUUCCUAUUUCAGGAAGUCUUGAGGUACUCAAUCUGGGUAAUAACCUGAACUUUCAACUACAACCAGGACAUUUCAGAAACCUAACUCUCUUGCAAAUUCUGGCAUUGCAAAAUUGUGGAAUUCGCUCUUUUGAAAGUGACCAUUUUGAAGGUCUUAGUAAUUUGAUACAGCUGGACAUAGGCUUUAACAAGGCUAAUUAUGAACCAACAAAAAAAGGUAUUUUCAAGUAUAUUCAAAAUCUGGAAGUCUUUUUGACAAAGGAAAAUGAUGCUUUCUUUUCACUUGAUGCCAUCUUAUCCGCAGGCCUGGAUUCACUAUGGGUUCUUGAUUUACGCGAUGGAAGUGGCAACAUUCUCAAUGAUAGGGGCAGAAGCAUAAAUAUCCCAGAUCUGCAAGUUUUAAGAGUAACAAAUUCGAUUGAUUCUGGAAUAACAUAUGCUUAUCAUUAUAGGGCUGAUCUCUUCUGGAAUCUAACACUAUUACAGGAGCUAGAUCUGUCUAAAAAUGGGUUCCUAGACAUCAAAAAAGAGGCAUUCUGGCAUUUAAAGAAACUGGACACUCUGAACUUAGCAGGGAACUACCUGGUAUCUUUGCACCCAAGCAUGUUUCGUGAUGCACACAGCCUAAGAGUCCUGGAUCUCAGUUACAAUCGCAUCACUGCAAUAUCACCAAAACUGUUUCAAAACGUAAAUUCUCUGCGUCAGCUUAACAUGCGACAAAACCUGAUCACAUCCAUAGGGCCACAAACACUGAUAUACUGGAAUCGAUUAUACAAAUUAGACCUGUCGAGAAAUCAGUUUUCCUGCACAUGCCAACUCCUAGAUUUUGUAGAAUGGGCAAGAAAUAAUACGUCAGUGAGGAUCAUGUCUGAUUCCUAUACUGGUUUGGAGUAUAGUUACAAGUGUUUCUCUCCCCCAGACCUGAAAGACCUUCCCCUUAUUGACUACAACCCAGAUUGUAAGUCCUACCUUGGAUACUAUGCAUGUAUAGUCAUGUCCACUUUCGUCUUUCUGUAUACCACCUUGACGUACAUGCUGACAAAAUAUCAUGCGUACAUACGAUAUCUGUAUCAGUACGCGAGGGGAAAGCUGCGUGGAUACCAAGCCAUUCCGUACAGGAACCGUUACGAGUACGACGUGUUUGUGUCGUACAAUAACGAAGACAUCCGGUGGGUCCAACAGGAACUGAUUCCGCACCUAGAGGAAGUAGCGCCGCACUACAGACUGUGUAUCGGUGAUCGCGACUUCCUGGCCGGACGUGACAUCACGACAAACAUCGUGGAAGCGAUCCAGGAUAGCAGGAAGACGCUGUGCCUUCUCACGCAGAGGUUCGUACGCAGCGGCUGGUGCACGCUGGAGUUCAAGAUCGCCCAACACCGCCUGUUCGAGGAAGGAAAGGAUGUGCUGGUUCUGGUUUUGUUGGAGGACAUACCGGUGCACGUCGUGCAGCGGUACAACCGCCUGCGCCAGCUCAUGUCCAGGAAAACGUACCUCGUGUGGCCCGAAGACAAACAAGCGCGACCGUUGUUCUGGGUUCGACUCAGGAAAGCCCUCGGAGCAGGAAACGUCUUACCAAAUGAAGAAGAUGUAUAGGAUGUGUAAGAUGUAGAGUCUAAAUACUAAGACAGAGUUGAAACAGUGCAAGGAAUGUCACAGCGG